UCCAUGGAGAUGGCCAUGAGCCGGGAAUUCUGGGAAAUACAGUACUCUACUGGUACGUGCCUUAUGUCGUGGAUUUUCGCAACGGAUGGCUUACACACGGGAUGUCAAUUCGCCGCAUCCUUACACCAUACACGGAGCAUUUCUGUUGAUACCCAUCCGAAUAGUUUUUUUUUUUUGUGGAACCGAAGGUCGAAUUCAUGAUCUGCAGGAGUGAUAUUAUGCGCUCUCCGUUCCUGGCUUGCCCCGUCCAUGCUCUAUUUUGAAAUGGCUUCGGGACGAACCUCGGUGCAUUGUCCUUAAUUUUUUAUUUGAGGUUAUCGCGUGGUAAUUGAUCGCACCGCGUGACGUACUUCCCAAAAAACGUUGGUGUCACGAUUCUUCUCAUUGUAAUGACGGAAACUUGCUUUUGAAGGUUGUGGCGAUGUCGGAUUUGCUGAUAAUGCCAUCACUGAAAUUAAUUAUUUGAAACACGAAAGAUUUAGGACGUUAUAUCCCGAUGAAUUCCCCCAAAAUGUUGCGUGAUACGCCUAUGACUGAAAAUCAGUUCAUUUCGAAUGUCAUCGACCUGAGAAAUCGUCUGAAACGACCGAUCACUGCUCGGCUUCCCGUUCGUUUGACGAAGAAAUGGUUUCGACUGAGGGAAUUUGAUGGGAAAUCUAUGCUUGAGUUUUGGGAUGCGUGGUGGUCUGGGAAAAUCGCAAAGCAACACUUGACCAUGAUGCCCCUGGCUGCCGGACUUCUUGUUGGUAUUCUUGAUGGACAAGUUGCUAAGAUUAGGAUUGUUGAGGGCGAAGUCGUUAGUAUGACGAGAGAGUUCCAAGCCGUCAAUAAGAAUAUAGGUAAUGAAAGAAAUCUUGAUAAACCAUCUGGGAGUCGUGCAACUAAGCAUCAGAAGAAUCGGAAGAGGAAGAUGGCACGAUCAGUCGAAGAAAACGAACUAGAUCUUGAAGAUGUAUUGGUGGAGCGAAGCCCAAUUACUCCAGAAACGAACUCGCCUUCUUUGUGGAAAGUAGAUCAUUUGAUUAUGGUAGGUGCGGGCAUAUUUCUUGUCUUUGGGUUGUACUACAGGAAUCCUCCUUUGCAGUCCAUCUUCGAUCCUAAUGCAAUCGUGAACAUCGAAGCAAAUCAUUCGUCAGUUGGUGCUGGCGAGGACGUGUCAAGUCCGACCAUUGCGCAUGAAUCCCAACCUCAUAUCUAUCCUCAACUCGUGGAUACGCAAGAACUUCGGAAAAUCUCUUUGAUUGAUACUUCAGCCUCGUGCGUGCUAUUCCAUCCACAAGUUAAUCCACUUUUAGAAAAUGGUGAACGUGAACAAGAGAACAAGGAUGUCUUCUUGGAUAUCCCGGCGGAGACGAAUGUUCGUGGUGGUGAAUCUCCAAGAGUUCCCAUGCAGAAACCACCAUCUCUUGAUGCACUUUCCCGUUCAACACCAAACGGUCUAAAUCGUUUAGUAUCGAAGGUGCAGUGUGAUGCUGCACCUAAGAUUCAUCGAGGAGUGCCCGAAAUGAACCUUGCGCUGAUCAAACAGAAAACACCGUCUAAAGGGAAAUUUCAGAAGAAACGCUCUCAUUACGAGAGUGUCAGCGUGAUUCGAUUUCCCUUGUCCUACAAGAAAGGAAUGAGGAUUCCGGUUGACCGCCUGUUUCCCCAGUGGCAGUUUCGAAGUUCGUUGCCUGUUCUUGAAUGCCAAAUGGAGAAUGCAUCACCUUAUACGAUGACUACGUUCCACAUUCCACGGAUUACUUUGUCUCCGCUCCUUCGAAGUGAUCAAGUUUCGAAUGCCAGUGCUGCAAGAGUGAAAAUUUCAAGAGUUAACCGUUCACCUCGUGAAGGGGCUUUGGCAUCUCCAUCAAUGUCUUGUACUUCGGUGAAGGAGUCUAAGGACGUUGACUGUGGGAAAGGAAUCCCCCAGUCCACGCCGUUGAUGAUCCCUGGUGUUAUUGAAGAUCGGACACCAAUGAGGCGUGCAUCCUCUGUUUCUGCAGUGAACGUGAUGACAGAUCAUCCCAUUCAGCUGGAGUCCCAUUCUGCUGAAAAUGUGGUUGUCUCCAUUUUGAACCAUGAAUCUUUCAAUGUACCUCUGCCUGAUACCAGGGCUAUUAUCACAGGGGAAACACCUGAAGGAAUGAAUGAUAUGCCGAACUGGCAACCUGUAUCUUCCAUUUGUUCCUCUCAAAAUUUUUCGCGUGCGGAAGUGGUUCACUUCUUAUUUCAACUCAUAGGAAGAUACGUGAACGGCGAGUGUGAUUUCGAGCAGAGAGGAGAUCAAUUGAUGAUGAGGAAAAAGUAACUCAUCGCGUGGUGAGAUAACUAUCGAUUUUGAUCAAAACUAAGGCGGGAUCCUGGAAUAUCGUGUUUUUCAGUUUUUGCACCACGGAACAGAAAAUGUCUUCUGUUCAUUUCAAAGGUUCAGUACAGUACUGUAUUAAAAAAAUUCCGAUGUGGGUAUCAUUUUAUGGAAUGCGCUUCUGGAAAGGUUUUUGCCUCAAUCGAUAAGCUUUUAUCUGAAAAAUGUGUGAGAAAGUACGCGUGCAGAUCUCUUCUAGUGAUUUCCGAUGGGAAGAACUUGAAAUUGAGUUUUAGACAUUCUUGAAUCAAUGGGAUGAAGAGACAAAUCCGUAGUCAAGAGUACACCAGUGUUUCUCAAUGGUGUACAACGUGUGAGAAAAAGUGAUUCAACGUAUCAUGAGUUACGUCACUACGUGUGAUUUUUCUGAGCCAUUGAAGGCUAUGAACGAGUAUCGUGUCAAUGAUUUAUUUUUUACUCCGAGAUUACUGUGUUAGCAAUUCUUUUUUUUUUUAUAAGCUCUGGCAAAUUAUUUUAUAUGAGCAGUUCUAUGUUUAGCUGAAAAAUGCUCGCCAUUUUCGAAGCGCUUGAGUUAUUUUAAAAGAUCCUUCGUAGUUUUUCUGCCAUUCUGUUCUGGCAGAUAAAAUUGGGAUGCGUCAAAUCUCAGAGGGAAAAAUGUGAAAAACAUGCUUGCAGAACUGGAGGACAAAUAGUGAUUUGAAAGUGAUACUUCAGCUGGAAACCAUAUUAUGGAAUGUGAUAUUUUAAAAUAUGAGUUCAUAACCUUUGGAAGCUUUGCAAAGUAGCAAGGAUACAGUUUACCUCGACACAUUUUUAUGUUGACCCGUAGUUGAAUUCAAAAAGAUCAACGCAUGGUUUCAAGACUUUCAACUGCUAGAUUUUUACUGAUUAUGUGGUCACUAUUUUCGAAAAGCUGUGCCGUUGGAUCUGGAUGAUGAGGGUAAGUUUUUUUAAAAUCUUGUCUUAGUUCUAAUUCAUGCCGAAGAACUUCGUUUAUUUUGGAUCUUGUGAGAAAUGCUUCAAGAAAUGUCGAUGAGUAUGUGAUGGUGAUCGCUUGCAUGCCGUCAGAGGGCCAAAUGCUGUGUGUUGUUUAUGUUUCGUUUUCGAAAUAAAUUUUGAAAAUUCUGUGUUCAAGAAA
Notodromas monacha is the source of this 3446-nucleotide messenger RNA. The record is from the annotation of a GenBank genome assembly. NCBI's taxonomy places the organism in Eukaryota, Metazoa, Arthropoda, Ostracoda, Podocopida, Cyprididae.